This is a messenger RNA of Paramuricea clavata, 1652 nucleotides long. The record is from the annotation of a GenBank genome assembly. NCBI's taxonomy places the organism in Eukaryota, Metazoa, Cnidaria, Anthozoa, Malacalcyonacea, Plexauridae.
GGAAGUGGUUUUACAACAACGCCUAAAGCUCCUCUCCGUCCAAACGAGUUGUUUUACAAUAGACUGACGCCUUUGUUGAAAGAAAAGGUAAAGCUCAUUUGCAUAGAACUUUAUAUAGCAGUAGUGCCAUCCAAUGAUCGGAAUGUCCCAUUGUUUUUUCAUUGUCUUGAAAAUCUUACUGUUCUCCAUGUCAUCCAGUCAUGAUCCAGUGAUCGGAAUGUUCCAUUGUUUUUUCAUUGUCUUGAAAAUCCCACUGUUCUCCAUGUCAUCCAGUCAUGAUCCAGUGAUCAGAAUGUUCCAUUGUCUUUUCAUUGUUUUCAAAAUCUUACUGUUCUCCAUGCCAUCCAGUCACUCAUUGUUUUGACUUUAUUAAUCAUUUUGCAAAUAGAUGGCCUAUGAAGUUAAUUUGUAAUAGAUCUUGACAGACAGUCGAAUAGAACAAUAUUUGUUCUUUAUAGAAUAUUGAUGUGAGCAGCAGUAACCGGAAAGAUUGGCCAAUAGCGAUCAUGAGGAAAGUUAUGCAAGAACUUUUACAUGAAACACCGCAAGAUCUUUUAGAGAAGUAAGUACGGUGAUAUGACUCCCAUUUAGAGGGAGUCUGCUCAAUGUAAACAUACCUUAUAAUAUCUGUCUUUGAGCACCACUACAGUCAGUACUCCAAGAAUCUUACGAUUAUUUUUUCUCAGAGAGCUGUGGUGUUCAAGUACGUGUACCUCAGACUGGUGGAAAAUGAGUCAAACCUAUUCAAGAUCUGUGGCAGUCAUGUCUAUUAUUGGAUAUAUACUGGGUCUGGGAGAUAGACAUCUGGAUAAUAUGUUGAUUGAUUUCACUACAGGCGAGGUAUGGUGUACUACGAUACUUUGCAAAUAAGAUCUCGAACGGUCAGUGUAUCGGUAUAGCGACGAUAACAAGACCGUUAUGGAUUGAGAGGGAUACAGCUACCUGACAGCUCUUUGCAAACAAACUGUUGUUCCUAGAUGUAAUUAUAAUUAUUAUAUGUCCUAAUGUUUAUGUAUAUAAUAUGUAUAUUCUUGUAAUACCUAUAAGUAAUUAUGUAAUGUAAGUUUUUGGUGAGACUUAAUUAGGGACUCACGUCCUGUUGUCCUUACCAUCAGUCAUUUGAUUGUAAAGUUAAUAUAACAUUUCCCACAAGGUGAUGUGCUGCUUGACAUAGAAGAUCGAAUUUCACAAAACUAUAUAUAUUAAUUGGAAUUUUAUUUUGAGGGAGUUCUCUCCCCUUGUGGCGAAAUUUGUAAAUUAAUUUGUUGUUGUUGCUUACGAUUUUUUUAGUUUUUGUGCUGGCCUCAAUAACAUAUGAGAGCAAUGCCUCCAUCUUUAGUCUUUGCUCUGGCCAAAAGUAAAUUAUUUUCUUCGUGUAGUAGCACUGGAGGCAUUAAAGGUGGCCCUUAGUGGACCUUUAGGGAGAACUGCUUAAUUAGAACUGAUAGAGAUAGCCAAGUCUGUUUUUGGUUACUUUUUUAAGGCAAGCAUUUCAAAUCGUCCAUACAGUAAUACCUUUUUUUUUCUUGCAGAUUGUCCAUAUUGACUACAACAUUUGCUUUGAGAAGGGCAGGGGUUUACGUGUCCCAGAGAAAGUUCCCUUCAGACUGACUGCUAACUUGGAAACCGCUCUGGGGGUGACAGGAGUUGAG